Molecule: messenger RNA, 805 nt
Organism: Nematolebias whitei (Rio pearlfish)
Lineage: Eukaryota; Metazoa; Chordata; Actinopteri; Cyprinodontiformes; Rivulidae
Exons: 4
Coding region: 1-792 (263 amino acids)
Source: RefSeq, a predicted model, not a curated record
AUGGCGGCUCCCGUCGCUCUCAUACAAGGAGCCAGCAGAGGGCUGGGGCUGGAGUUCUGCAAACAAAUAUUAAACAAUAACAGGCCGGCUGUUGUCUUCGCGACGUGUCGAAACCCGGACGCUGCGGCCGAGCUGCGGGGCAUUGCCGGCCAGCACCCGGGCAGACUGACGGUUUUCAAACUGGACGUGAACCUGGAGGAGGACGUCCGCGCAGCCGCAGAGCGAGUUAAGGAGAACUUGGGUCGUCUGGAUCUCCUCAUCAACUCCUCGGCGAUGCUUCACCCCUCCGGGAGAGGAGAGACGAGCCUGAGGGAUGUUACUGCUCAGGACAUCAUUUCCACCUUGACAACCAAUGCUGUGGGUCCUCUGGUGAUGGCCAAAUAUUUUGCCCCCCUCCUUCAGAAAGGAAGCGGUGGUUUUGGACAGCAGCCUGCAGAAAAAUCCAAGCAUCACAGUGGCAUCAUUGUCAACAUCACAGCUAAAGUGGGCUCCAUCGGAGACAAUGGACUUGGUGGGUGGUACAGCUACAGGAUGUCCAAGGCAGCUCUCAACAUGGCAACCAGGAAUAUAUCUAUAGAGCUGGGCCGCAAUCGACCCAAGGUGGUGUGUGUGUCCUUACAUCCAGGAACAGUCGACACGGACCUCUCCCGGCCUUAUCACAAGAAUGUACCAAAGCAUAAGUUGUUCAGUACUGAACGCUCUGUGAUGUAUCUGAUGAGCAUCAUAAAUACUCUUAGUAUUGAAAAGACUGGGAGAGUGUACAGCUGGGAUGGGACUGAACUGCCCUGGUGACAUCAGAAUAAAA